Molecule: messenger RNA, 1200 nt
Organism: Aspergillus aculeatus ATCC 16872
Lineage: Eukaryota; Fungi; Ascomycota; Eurotiomycetes; Eurotiales; Aspergillaceae
Exons: 2
Coding region: 1-1200 (399 amino acids)
Source: RefSeq, a predicted model, not a curated record
AUGUUCGACCUCUCCAAAUUCCAAGACGACAUCGGCCAACUGGCCGGCCUCAAAACCUACACCCACCUCUUACUAUCAUUCCCCAUCCCAGACCGACACGCCCAAAGGGCAGCCAUCACCGCCCUAUACACAGCCACCGGAACUCUCAUCUCCGAAUUCCCUUGGCUAGCAGCCGAGGUCGUGCACGAGGGCCGGACCCCCGGCAACUCAGGCACCUUCCGACUACAGUCGUGUCCCGAGUUCAGCCAGCCGGAAGACCUCGUCAUCGUGCGCGAUGCCUCGAGCAUCUGCCCGUCCUACCAAGAGAUUUGCGCCGCGCGAGGGCCAUGCUCAAUGCUGCCCGUCAGCGCGCUGGGACCCGUGGUCUCAUUCCCGGAGCGAUACGAAGACUCGAGCAUCGAGCCGGCGCGCAUCUUCAUCAUGCAAGCCAACUUCAUCGAGGGCGGGCUCCUCCUCGACCUGGCCGCGCAGCACAACUUCAUCGACGGCGGAGCUCCCCGCGCCCCAGCCAGCUGGCACUUCUUCCAAGUCCCCGCCAAACAAAUGACGCAGAUCAAGCAGCGCGCCAACACGGAACUAGCUUCCUCCUCCCUCCACAAGCUCAUCCCCCUCGUCUCCACCAACGACUCCCUCUGCGCCUUCCUCUGGAAACGCAUCGCCGCGGCCCGCCGCCGCCAGAGGCCGCAGCCGGCGCACAGGCGCACCAAAUUCUCGCGCGCCGUCGACAGCCGCCGCGCCAUGGACGUCUCCCCGGAGUACAUGGGCCAGAUGGGGUACAACGCGUCGACGCGGGUCAGCUACGGGGACCUCGACGCGAUGACCCUGGGCGAGACGGCGGGCGUGCUGCGGGCGCAGGUGCGCGAGGUCAACCACGCGUACGCCGUGCGCAGCUGGGCCACCUUCAUCGCGCAGGAGCCCGACAAGUCGACCAUCAUGUUCGGCGGCGACUUCGACCCCGAGACGGACGUUGGGGUGUCCUCGUUGGCGCAUACGGAGCUGUACAGUUGUGGGUUUGGGGAUGUAUUGGGCCACCCCUCGCUGGUGCGGCGGCCGACCUCGGCGCCGUUCGAGGGGUGCGUGUAUUUCUGGUCGCGCACGGAGAAUGGUGAUCUGGGCGUCAUGGCGUGUUUAAAUGAGGGGGAUGUCCGGGCGUUGAGGCGAGAUCGGGACUGGGGGCGGCAUGUGGAGUAUAUUGGAUAG